Messenger RNA from Rhododendron vialii, 1912 nucleotides. RefSeq names its product phenylalanine--tRNA ligase alpha subunit, cytoplasmic-like. The record is from RefSeq and is a predicted model, not a curated record. The transcript is spliced from 18 exons. Bases 61 to 1521 code for a protein of 486 amino acids. Gene Ontology annotation, cellular component: cytosol; phenylalanine-tRNA ligase complex; cytoplasm. Gene Ontology annotation, biological process: phenylalanyl-tRNA aminoacylation. Lineage: Eukaryota; Viridiplantae; Streptophyta; Magnoliopsida; Ericales; Ericaceae. Gene Ontology annotation, molecular function: ATP binding; phenylalanine-tRNA ligase activity; tRNA binding.
GUCAUCAUAUUUCUGCGCGUGUUUUUGGACAAGAGCACAAGAGAGAGAGAGAGAGAGAGAAUGGCAGAGGAAGCAGUGCUGGGCUUCCUCGAGAAGAAUGAGGAGAUAACAGACUCUGGUCAGUUCGCUGCCGAACGCGGAAUUGAUCACCAAGACAUCGCCAACAUCAUCAAAAGCCUUCACGGUUUCAAGCUCGUCGAUGCUCAGGACAUUAAGAGGGAGAGAUGGGUACUCACCGAGGAAGGGAAAACAUAUGCUGCUGCAGGAUCACCUGAAGUGCAAGUGUUCUUGGCUGUACCACCAGAGGGCAUCUCACUAGAUGAGUUGCAGAGGAAAAUGGAUACGACGGUUUUUAAAAUAGGCCGCUCACAAGCUAUAAAGAAUCAAUGGGUGGAGAUGGGGAAGCAACUGACCAGGAAGGUUCAAGAUGUGGACGACAAAGUCAAAGAUUUGCUUAUACGGAUUCAAGAUGGAGAGGUCGUUGACCCAAAAGAAAUUGAUGCUCUCAAACGACGGAAGCUCAUUUCUCCCCAGCCAUGGAAAGGCUACUCAGUAAGAAAAGGUCCUAAAUACGCUCCAAGAAGGAAAAAAUUUGCUACGGAUUUGACUCGAGAAAAUAUUCUAAGGGGUGAUUGGAAGGAUCUAGAAUUCAAGGAAUAUAACUUCAGUUCUAAAGGUCAGCCUGUUGGAGGUGGCUCUCUUCAUCCAUUGCUCAAGGUGCGACAGCAAAUCAAGAUGAUUUUCCUGCAGAUGGGAUUUGAAGAGAUGCCGACGAACAACUUUGUCGAAAGCAGUUUCUGGAAUUUUGAUGCACUGUUCCAGCCGCAACAACACCCUGCUCGUGAUUCUCAUGAUACAUUCUUCCUGCAAGUUCCAUCUACUACAAAGAUGCUGCCUGAAGAUUAUGUUGAGCGGGUGAAGCAUGUUCAUGAGUUUGGUGGCUAUGGGUCCAGGGGUUAUGGAUACGAGUGGAAAAGAGAGGAGGCAAACAAGAACCUUCUGCGAACUCAUACAACUGCUGUUUCUUCGAGGAUGCUCUACUCACUUGCUCAGAAAGAUUUCGUUCCCAAGAAGUAUUUCUCUAUAGAUCGGGUAUUUAGAAAUGAAGCUGUGGAUCGAACUCAUCUUGCAGAGUUCCACCAGAUAGAAGGCUUGGUAUGUGAUCGAAAUCUUUCUCUUGGUCACUUGAUUGGAGUAUUGAAUGACUUCUUCUCCCGUCUUGGUAUGUCCAAGUUGAAGUUCAAGCCAGCUUACAACCCAUACACUGAACCAAGCAUGGAAAUUUUCAGUUAUCAUGAAGGCCUUGAGAAAUGGGUGGAAAUUGGCAAUUCUGGCAUGUUUAGACCUGAGAUGCUGCGUCCCAUGGGGCUUCCAGCUGAUGUUCGUGUUAUUGCGUGGGGCCUUUCCCUAGAAAGGCCUACCAUGAUAUUGUAUGGGGUUGAUAACAUCCGAGAUCUCUUUGGUCCCAAGGUGGAUCUUAGUCUCAUCAAGAAAAACCCUCUCUGUCGCAUCGGAAUAUAAAAGACUGGCGUCGCAUUUUCUCUAUAAUUUUUGAAUCGAUUGCUUCCGUAGAUAUUGCCCCUCCAUUUUUGGUAUGAAUCGGAAAUUGGUUCCGUCGUUAAAGUGAUCCGUGAGAAACAGUCUCUCCCAUAGCAUUUUAGUGGGAUUGUACCGGAACUGGGAGUAUAUUUUCUAAUGACUAGGUUUUUUUUUUUUUUAAUUAGUCCUACAGGCCGUGUAAUUUUGUAUCUAUUUCUCAUAAAUAUGAAUUGCAUCCGUUCAUUCUCGAAUAGGACUGCAAACGAAUCAAGCCGAGCUCAAGCUCGAGUAUUGGUCUUGUUUAGUACGAAAAAUCAGUUGAGCUUAACAUUCCAAAGAUUCACUUGUUUAAUAAUGAAUCGGGCUUUGGUCA